Candoia aspera is the source of this 6939-nucleotide messenger RNA. RefSeq names its product round spermatid basic protein 1 (gene RSBN1). The record is from RefSeq and is a predicted model, not a curated record. Bases 23 to 2044 code for a protein of 673 amino acids. Gene Ontology annotation, cellular component: nucleus. NCBI's taxonomy places the organism in Eukaryota, Metazoa, Chordata, Lepidosauria, Squamata, Candoiidae. The transcript is spliced from 7 exons.
UGUGUGUGAGGGAGACAGCGAAAUGGCUGCGCAGGUCGCUGCAGUACGCUCCGUGUCCCGGGGCGCGGAAGAGACGCCUUCGCUGCCACUCGGUGACCGGCCUGGUCGACCGAGGGGAGGGGGGAGGAAGCGGAAAGGUCCACUUGGGGAUGUCGGGAGCUGCAAGAGGGCUAAGUUGGGUCAGCCCCCGCUUGCAGUGAGGCCUGCUCAGGCAGAGCCGCUGCCACCGGCCUCCGUUCCCGGCCUCUCAGCGGCUUCUGCCGUGCCUUCCGCCCCCGCUGGGCUUUUCACUUUCUCCCCGCUUAGUCUGCCCCCGCAGGCCCUGCACUGCGAGCGGCGACACCACCACCGGCAUCGGCACCGUCCGGACAGUGGCGACUCAGAGCCCGCCCGCUCCUCUGGGGAGAAGCCCCACAAGGGUAGGCGGGGAAGCUCUGGUGAGGGGGCUCUUGGGCGGCCCAGCAAGCGAGAAACCCGAGAUGAAAAUGGCAAGACCGAAAUAUCUGACAGUCUUAUUGUAAAGAAAAUAAAGAAGAAGAAGAAAAAGAAACACAGAGAAGAUGUGAGAGGGAGGCAUCUGAAAAUGUACAACAAAGAAGUGCAGACAGUGUGUGCUGGUCUUACCCGUAUCAGCAAAGAGACUUUGACUCCAGGGGAGAGUGAUAAUUUGGAAGAGAACAAGGAAUCUUUUAGGUAUCUAAAAGAUGAACAGCUGUGUCAGUUGAAUGUGGGCAUGCAGGAAUAUAGGAUACCCCAGGGGGUGCAGUCUCCAUUUACUACCCACCAGGAGCAUUCUGUUCGCAACAGCUUCUUAAAAACAGGCACUAAAUUUAGUAAUUUUAUUCAUGAAGAACAUCAAUCAAAUGGAGGAGCUCUGGUUCUUCAUGCCUAUAUGGAUGAACUCUCAUUUUUGUCUCCAGUGGAGAUGGAGAGAUUUGCAGAAGAGUUUCUUGCUUUGACAUUCAGUGAAAAUGAGAAAAAUGCAGCUUAUUAUGCUCUAGCUAUAGUUCAUGGGGCAGCUGCAUACUUGCCGGACUUCUUGGAUUACUUUGCUUUCAAUUUUCCUAGCACUCCAGUGAAAAUGGAAAUCCUUGGCAAGAAAGAUAUUGAAACAACCACCAUUUCAAACUUUCACACUCAGGUCAGUCGAACAUACUGCUGUGGAACUUACAGAGCAGGUCCAAUGAGGCAGAUCAGUCUUGUUGGAGCAGUGGAUGAAGAAGUUGGAGAUUACUUCCCAGAAUUUCUAGAUAUGUUGGAAGAAUCUCCAUUUCUCAGAAUGACUUUGCCUUGGGGUACUCUUUCGAGUCUCAGACUUCAGUGUAGGUCGCAAAGUGAUGAUGGGCCCAUCAUGUGGGUAAGACCUGGAGAACAGAUGAUCCCAACAGCUGAUAUGCCAAAGUCACCAUUCAAAAGGCGCAGAUCUAUGAAUGAAAUAAAAAACCUCCAGUAUCUACCUCGGACCAGUGAACCCCGUGAAGUUCUCUUUGAAGACAGAACAAGAGCACAUGCUGAUCAUGUGGGGCAAGGGUUUGAUUGGCAGAGUACAGCUGCUGUUGGAGUUUUAAAAGCUGUACAGUUUGGUGAAUGGAGUGACCAGCCUCGUAUAACCAAAGAUGUUGUUUGUUUUCAUGCUGAAGAUUUCACUGAUGUAGUUCAAAGACUUCAGUUGGAUCUGCAUGAACCUCCAGUAUCACAGUGUGUUCAGUGGGUUGACGAAGCUAAGCUUAACCAAAUGAGACGAGAAGGGAUUCGCUAUGCCAGAAUCCAGCUAUGUGACAAUGACAUCUACUUCAUCCCUAGAAAUGUCAUUCAUCAGUUCAAGACAGUAUCAGCUGUCUGCAGUUUAGCUUGGCAUAUAAGGCUCAAACAAUACUAUCCUGGGGCAGAGAAUUCUCAGUGUAUGGAAAACAUUUCAAAUAUGGACAAGGUGAAACCAGAAGGUGAAGACCAAUGUACGCUUAUGAAAAAAGAGCCUGAAGAAGGAAGAGAAGUACAGACUGCAACAAUAGCAUCACCAUCACUGUUUUCAUCUCUGUCGUGACUUGUCCUGCAACAAGAUUAGCUGGUUUGCCCCUUCCAGCUUUUAAAACUAGAAUCAGAUCAGCAACACAAUCCACAGGAUGAUCGUAUACUCUUUCUUGUCUGAUAUGUACAUAAUCAUACAUUUUUAAACAGCUUUUUAAAAUUUUGAUGUGAAGUUAUAGUUUUAUAACUGGGUUAUGUUUUAUUGGAGAAAACUUGCCUAUAAUUCUAUAAAGAAAGGUGACAUUCCAAAAUGUCAAGCGUAUCUUUUUUACACAGAUUAUGCAAAGUUAGAGUUGUAUUUUAUUCCCUUAGUACAGCAUGUAGUAGUGGACUACAACUUUUUGCAUUUCUUUUUUUAAGGGAUGAGGUAAUAAUUCAACAUCUCAAUAGUUUUUCCUUCAGGAAUAUCAAGUAUUUAACACUUGAUAAGUCUGAUAACUUUUCAUCUAUUUUAUCUUUAGCUUUCAGCAUAAAAGGGAUGUUUUCUGUGGAAGAUUCACAAAGUGACUCUCCUUCCCAUUCGAUUAAUGGCUUGAAUGAAAGAGAAAGCACAGCACUUUUAAUGAUCAAUGACAUUUGUGUGUGAGAGAGAGUUUGAAAGCCUGGAGGAAGCUCAAGUUACCAGCAGUGUAGAUUAAUCCUUAAUUGCUUAACAAGACAUUCAGUAAGAAGUUGAUGUAUGAGAUUAGUUGCAGAGUGUAUGAUCUUGUUGAAAUGAAAUAACUGACACAACUCUUUCCUGGUCCUCUGCUUUUAAUGUUUAUUGGAAUAUUGUUUUUUAAUAUCUUUCAGAACUGCAUAACUUAAUACACUAGUGUCUAAUGAAAGUAAUUGUUGGCAGUCUCUUCGAGGAAACUGCUAUCUUUGAGCACUUUAAGGCUUUACAAUAUUUAAACCAACUUGGUGGCUUGUUUAAUUCACAGUAGGCAUCUUAGAUGGAAACCAUCAACUCCUUUGCAUUGAGGCACUUAAUCUAAUAGGGCAGGCCUAUAUCUCCUUUAUUCUUUGAAAUUAUAUAUUACUGAUUCACAUAAACUAUCACAUAAUCACAUAUGGAUUGCUACUUUCACAAGUAAAUCUUGGAUACCUUAAUGCUAUAUUGGAAGAUUAAACAGCACAUGGUAGUAUGUUCAGAAUAAUUGGCUUAUAUUUUUUAGCACUCCUUCAAUACUUCCCAGUAUUAAGUAGAUUCAGCUUUUACUCAUUGUAUACAGAACAAUACUUGUUUUUGGUAGUAAGAUGAAAUUGGCCCCUCAUAUGUAGAAUCUGAACUUUAUCACAAUUUAAUCAAAUUUAUUUGUAUUUUCUAAAUCUGUUCUUUGAUGUAGGAGAGAGAAUGGGAGUACUACACCAAUGCAAAUCAAGAAAGCAGCUGUGGGAAAAAUGCAAAUAUUCGUAUGUUUAUAAUAACAAUUACUUUGUGCAAUAUUGUUUUGUGUAGAUUUCAUAUUACAUGAAAUAUGAAGAUGCAUAUUAGCACCUCAGUAUAGAGGACACAGUUUUAAACAAAUAGCAAAAUAAUCAGAAAACUUUGCAGUAUUUAGAUAGAACUUGUAUUACUCCUGAUAUAUACAUGUUUAUGUAUUGACUUGGUGCAGUCCUGAAGACAAGUAGAAAAAUUUUCAACAAAUUGAUUUUCCAGACUGAAGUGGUCGGGACUUCCUAAGUAAUCUGUGUAAAUAAGGUGUUAGGAUGAAACCUUUUUACAAAAGGUAAUGAGUUCUUAUGCAGGAGUGUAGCUUUUAAUCUUAAUGAAAAAUUGUAAAUUGAACAAUACUGGUUCAGAAAACCUCUGUGUACUCUGGCUUUUAAAACUUUUUUUACAGUUGUCCAGAAGAAUUUUCAAAAGCUUUAACUGGCUGUCCUAAGUAAAAUUCUUCGUUGACAAUAUGGGGUUCAGUACUUCAUUUAUGUUUGACCAACUCCAUCAUGUUUUUUGCAUUUCUCUUCCACUAAUUUUCCUAGUCUUCCAAGCAUCAAUUUCCCACCGUUAAAGUUAUAUAAAUGACCAUGACAACAAAUAACAACUCCAGACUUGUCUCUUGGAUAUUUCAACUGCAUUGAGUUUUGUAAGGCAGCACUGUUUAUAAUCACUCAGGAGUUGGAUUUAAAAAAAUAAUUGAAUGAAAAACUGUUUAUUACUUCAGUCACCCUGUUUUGAAAUAUACAUUAGGAAAUGUAUCAAAUUCUACAAUCUUACAAUGUUUAUUAGAAAAAGACACAGAGUAACAUGAAGAUAGUAGUUGGGUCCAAACUUGCUUCUUUGAGAGCAGAUGAAGUUUUCUUUUGGCAGGGGAAACCGGGGUCCAGAGAAUGCUUUCAGCUAGAGGAAAAAAGUUUCCCAACCCUCCAGAGCAGUUCUUCACUAGGGGAGGGGAAGAAAAGAAUUGGCAAAAAUUACCAAUCCACCCUUUUUUUCCCAAGGUGAACUCCAUUGUGCACAGUUCUGGAUCCAGUUCAAUAACUGUAAAGCUAUUUUGUAUGCAUUAAAUUACAGCAAUAGGCCUACAGAAGAGGAGAAGCUUUUUUUUACUUUAUUGAGAUACAACCUAUUAAAGGUACAUGAAGUGAACAUUCAUGACCUUUGCCAUUCAUGAAAUAUUAAGAAGAUUAAGUAAAUGAUCCUGAAACAGUGUCUCAUGCUUUUCCAACUCAAGAGCUUCGUGUCAAAAUUGCACUGUAUCAUGUAUAAAUGUAUUCAUUAACUUACAUUUCAAACUUUUAAAAAGACUUCAGAUGUCUUUUCUGUUCACAUAUCUUAAUUUCAUGUUACAUAUAGUCUUUUAUACAAUUACUUUGGUAACAUCUUUACAAUAGUUAAAAAGUAUGGAUUUGUCACUAUUACUGCAUUCCCUAGCAAAUACCAAAGAGCUCUGUGCAUGAAUUUUGGUGCGUCCGCCAGGACUUUGCUUAUUUCUCUUUUUGCCUGUAGCCCGCUUCGUACUGCUAGACUGUAUUUCAUAGAAACCCUUGAGAUUCAGGAUUAGCCUUUUCAGUAAGAAGAGGGCUCAGUCAGAGUUUACUCAGCAAGCCUCAGUGCAUAUAUCUCGCUCUGGCUCAAUGGUUAGGCGUCUUUUUAUAGGAGAAGUUAAAAACAGCAGUACAACUAAUGUACUAAUAUGUGUGUAUGCUAGAGUAAGAAAGACCAAUACAAGUACCUGAGUGAAAAAUAAUCAUAAUGGACCUGAAAAAGUGAGUGGCAGAAUGGUUUGUCUUAAUGACUUUGUUUGGGAACAUAUAAUCUUUGCUCUUGGAGUAGAAAAGAGAUGAAAAUUAAUAUCUCAGGAAGAUGUUGGGAGUGACUUGAGCUGAUGUGAUGAUUUCAAAAAAUGAUUAUCUUGCCAGCAUAAUUGAUACUUUAAUGCCUAGUUGUUUUGCAAAGAGAUUUCACUUAAAACUGACAGGAAAUCUUAUUUUAUAAAUUGCAAAGUAUAUGGAUAUUAUAUAGUUACAAAAUCAAAUGAAGUUUAAAGGCAGAUAAAUCUUUACAUUUAUUUUAUUAUAAGUAGCAGACAAUUUGGGGAGACCUCCAUUUCCAAUCUGUAUAAUUGUUGAAUACUAGUUAAGCAGUCAUUAUAUUCUAUCUUUUAAAUGUCAUUAGCAGAUCCACAAACAUGGUUCUUAUUUAAAGAUCCUGAGUAGCUCUAAGUUGAAAACUGGGAAAUUUCCUUUAUUUUACUAAAAGUUUAUUUCUUUUUAAAGACCAAUGAAAAAUAAAAUGUAUUCAAGAAAAGUUGUAUUGGGCUGCUGACUCAUUUAGCAAAUCAAUAAGAGUAAAAUUAAGAUUUAAGUGAACUAGAUAUUUCACAUUCCCCCUCACAUAUUUCUGAACGUAAGUAACGUGUAAAUAAUUGACAUGUUCUCUUCCAUGAAGAUGGAACAUAUGGAGGUUUCCUGUGAGAUUAAGGAAUACUUGCAUUUAAUCAUACAGGUUUUACCAUACAAUAAAGGGGCUCAUUAGUAGUUUUCCUAUUGUAAGGGCAUAGCUGUUUGUCUAGAGACAAGAAAGUUUAUUGAGCCCCAGGAUGCAUAUAAUUUGUUUUUUUCUCACGCUGCCAUUCAUAUGCUUGAAUUUAUUCUGAGUGGUAAGCUAUCUUCACUUGUGGCACAAUCCAACCAAAGUUAAGCACCUAUAAGUCCCAUUUAUUUUGAAUGGGAGAUAAGCAGGUGCUUAAUUCUCCAUUGAAAUCAGUGGAACUUUAAAUGUGUUUACUAUUGGUGGGAUAGCACUCUUAUUUCCUUAAAAAUGCUAUUUAUAGCCAUAUUGGUUGUGUUUGAAGGUUGCUAUGAAUAAGGAUAUUUAUCCUUCAGCUCCUAAAUUUUUUGUAAUGUGGAUAAACUAUACGUUGGUCCAAUAAACAAAUUUCCAAUAAUGUUAUGGCCUUCCAUUGAUAUACAUAAUAUUUUUAGGACCCAACAGCACAUGUAGUUGAUAAGGGGCUUCUCUUAAUCUAGCACUUUCAAUUCUGUCUAAGCAAAUACUUAUCUUUCCAUGUUGUAUAAAAUAGAUUUGUGUAGUGUUUUGUGAUUAAAUUCAGUUUUGAUUGGCAGCUAAGAUAUUUUUCUGUGGUUUUAAUAAUCUAAGGUCUUUGCAUAUAAAGGAUAUGUACAAUUGCCUGGAAGACUGUUUUUGUUUUUUGUUUUUUGCUUUGUGUGGCCUUAGUAUAUUUAUUGACAUUUUAGCAAGUGUUUUAAAGAAGUUUUUAUAAUAGUGUAAACUGAUGGGAAAAUUUUAAGCCUCUGUGAAUAAUCCUCUAACACAGUGCAUUUCUUUUAGUAGGUGACUGUACAAGCGUAUCACUGUUAAAGCUAUUUCUUUGUUUAAAAAAAAAGUACAAUGGAAUGCAUAGAUUUUUCCCCCUGUAAAGUAUUUUUUUAAUAAACAGAAGUCUGAUUUGUGCUUAAUGAAAA